AUGGAUUCUGAUCGCAUCAAGCCGUCUCUGCAUUUCACCGCUGACUGCUGGAUCAACGAUCCUUGUGCUCCCGGGUACGAUCUGGAAACGGGCUUAUACCAUGUCUUCUAUCAGUGCAAUCCACAUGGUACUGAAUGGGGAUCGAUGUCUUGGGGUCAUGUCACCAGCGAGGAUCUCAUAUCCUGGACAUCCUAUACCAAGCCUGCUUUGAUUCCUGAUCAGCCUUAUGAUCGUGAUGGAGUCUUUACAGGCUGUAUGGCACCACCCGAAAAUUCCGAGCCAGGUUCUCUGAAAAUUAUCUACUCAUCAGUCCGCCAUCUGCCAUUUCACUGGAGCACACCUCCAUAUCCCCGCAACGCUGCUGGUCUAGCAAUCGCUGAAUCCAGGGAUAAUGGGAAGACAUGGAGAAAAUGCUCAGAAAAUCCAAUCUUGGUUGGCGAGCCCAAAGGGCUUCAAGUGACUGGCUUUCGUGAUCCCUUUUUAGCUGAGUGGCAUGCUUUGAAUGAUCUUCGUGGGCAAAAUUCCAUGUAUGGGCUUGUGUCAGGUGGAAUUGAAGGCCGCGGACCGACAGCCUUCCUAUAUUCCGUGCCGCAUAAGAACGUAUCCGAAUGGAACUAUUUGUCUCCUUUGGUCGAUAUGCCUGCUCGAUUCCAGCCGUCACAGAAAUGGUCUGGAAGUUUCGGCGUCAACUGGGAAUGCGUGAAUUUACUGACCCUCGAAUCCGGCAGCAACAGCCGCGUGUGUCUGAUCCUUGGAGCGGAGGGAGAUGUAGAACGUGAACACAUCCGGAACUUUGAAUCCGAUGCACAUAUCCCUCCAAGGACUGUUCGUUCUCUACUGUGGAUGUUUGGUGACUUGAAGGUCGAAAGCAACUCGGCUCGUGUUGACUACACCCAUGGCGGGUAUUUGGACUGCGGGUCAUUGUACGCAGCCAAUUCAUUUUUCGAUCCGGUGUCUAAGAGACAUAUAAUGCACGCGUGGAUUCCCGAAGAGGACAUAUCAGCGAGUCACGCCAAAGGCAAAGGAUGGAAUGGCGCAUUGGCCAUUCCUCGCGAGCUCUUUCUCCUUUCUAUCUCAAAUGUUACUCGAGCUCUUCACAGUCCUUUGUCGGAAAUAUCAUCUGUUGAACAGGCCCCAAACCGAGAUGGUUCAGCCACUAUCUACACGCUCGGAAUACGGCCUGUGAAAGAGAUAGUUCGACUCCGCAAACGCCAUCGUCAUUCUUGCCGACGAAAACAUAUCUCACUCCCAGCUCCGACAGCCGGAGCAUCACAUGCACUGUGCUCAACGUUCUCUACUACCUGGGAGCUCGAGGGAGAAAUCACUAUCAACCCAAGUUGCUGCUUUGAAGUCGGCUUCCAUAUUCGCCACAAUAGCGAUAUGUCCAUAUGCACUACCGUCAAGUUUUCGCUUCAGGAAGAGACGAUCAGUGUCAGCAAAGGAAGAUCAUCUGAUCCAAACAUACGCAAUUGCCCCGAACAAGGCCCCUUUACCCUCUUUUACAGGACUGAAAAUGUGGGUGUCGAACCCAGAGACAAAUUGGAGAACUUGCGUAUUCGCAUAAUCUCUGAUGCGGAUGUCUUGGAGGUCUUUGCAAAUGAUUGGUUUGCCUUGGCUACGGUGGUCUAUUCUCCGCAGGAUAUUAGCCCUGCUGGCAUAUCAGCAUUUGCUAAGGGGAAAGAGGGGAGUGCUGUUAUUGAGGAGGUAAAUAUUUGGGAGGGAUUGUCGACUGCUCGGAGAUCAUGA
Messenger RNA from Penicillium egyptiacum, 1746 nucleotides. The record is from the annotation of a GenBank genome assembly. NCBI's taxonomy places the organism in Eukaryota, Fungi, Ascomycota, Eurotiomycetes, Eurotiales, Aspergillaceae.